AUGCCUCCCCUGGUCGCCUCUCUAGGAGACUCGUAUGCACUUUUAGAUAACUUGCUGUCUCAUUUAUUCAUUUCUGUUUCUGUAAUUAUAUUGCUCAGUGAAAUGAAUGCAACAUACAUCACUUUUGAUGGUCAUGUGGAGAUUGAAAAAUACAGAUAUGUUUACUUUAUUGUCAUGUUUACAAGUUAUAUUUUGAUCCUGUCCAGCAAUUCUAUAAUUGUUAGUCUGAUUGUGAUUUACAAGAACCUCCAUGAGCCUAUGUAUAUUUUUAUUGCUGCUUUGCUAAUGAACUCCAUGCUUUUCUGCACUGUGGUCUACCCAAAGCUUUUGAUAGACUUUCUAUCUGAAAAACAGAUUAUAAUUCAUCAGGCAUGUCUCUUCCAGAGUUUUUUAUUUUAUUCUUUAAGUGGUUCUGAAUUCUUGCUUUUGGCAGCCAUGUCUUACGACAGAUAUGUGUCCAUAUGUAAACCUCUGCAAUAUCCAACCAUUAUGAGAAAAACUAAAGUGAGUGUUUUCCUUUUCUUAGCUUGGCUUGUACCUGCUUGUCAUGUUGUUGUGCCUCUCAUUGGAUUUGCUAAUUUAAAACUCUGUAACUUUACAUUGAAUGGCAUUUUUUGCAAUAGUUCAUUGAAUUAUCUUUUCUGUGUGGCUUCAAGGGCACUACUGAUAUAUGGCUUAGUGGUUCUAGUCAACAUUAGUCUAAUUCCAAUUCUUUUCAUACUAUUCACAUACACAAUGAUAUUUAGAGUAGCCUAUAGAAGUUGUGGGGAAGUCAGGAAAAAAGCUGCACAGACAUGUUUACCUCAUCUGAUGGUUUUAAUCAACUAUUCCUGUUUGCUUAGUUAUGAUGUGAUUAUUGUUAGACUGGCCUCUGAUAUUUCAAAGACUGUACGUUUUGUAAUAACAAUGCAAAUAAUAAUGUAUAAUCCUCUUUUCAAUCCAAUUAUAUAUGGAUUGAAAAUGAAAGACAUUUCUAAACACCUUAGACAGUUGUUCUAUGGUGCUAGAGGAAAAUAA
This is a messenger RNA of Girardinichthys multiradiatus, 1017 nucleotides long. Its product is annotated as olfactory receptor 11A1-like. The transcript has 2 exons. Gene Ontology annotation, biological process: G protein-coupled receptor signaling pathway. Gene Ontology annotation, cellular component: membrane. Gene Ontology annotation, molecular function: olfactory receptor activity; G protein-coupled receptor activity. The record is from RefSeq and is a predicted model, not a curated record. The coding region runs from base 1 to 1017 and encodes 338 amino acids. Lineage: Eukaryota; Metazoa; Chordata; Actinopteri; Cyprinodontiformes; Goodeidae.